CUUAUUGUUUACUUUUGUUAUUUUUGCUGAACUUUUUGUUCAAAAUUAAACUAAGUGUACAAUGACUUGUGAUUCCACCGAGGCCCUCGUAGCCCACAUGUGCGAACUGGUGCAGUUUUACAUGCUGCCGGAACUGAAGGAGGAUCUGGACAACAUCCAGUUGGAAGCGUCGCAAUUUGCGAGCUAUCAUUCCCUGCUUAUUCAGGACUUGCCCAAGCUCUACGAUUUGGUUCAGGAAUUCCUUCAAAAGAGUGGUGAUGCAGGACACGAAGAGUUGAGAGUAAAACUUAUUUUGCUGCUAUGCGAGUUAACUGCAGCUCCCACAGUUUACCAACUUAAGAAUGAUACCGAAAAUCUCUUACGGAACGCCAAUGAGUUGGCCAAGAAGCUAUCUUCUAACUGGUGGGAGUCUACGAAUGUCCAAAUCCUGAAAUACUACGAGCAAAAACUUCACAGGACCUGCUGGAAGAAACAACUAGGAGCAGUUCAUGGCUUUGGUAGAUACUUGGAGCUGCGUUACAGCAAUAAGUCCAGAAUGACCACCCAGAUGCUAGCAUUCGCUCUUUCUGUUGGUCUCAAUGUGAGGGAAUGCUAUGAUUCCAUUUACAAAGAACUUGGCGUCAAGAUCUUCUCCGUUAUGCUGAAAUUUAGCGAUACCAAAGACAUUCAGGAGCUGAAUGUACACAGUGUGAUAUACGACCAUGCUCUCAAGGAUGCCUACAACAUGGAGUCAAUUGAAGCCAUCGAUUCUGUUUGGAAUUGCUUGUACCUAUGCUUGGACCACUUUGUGGACCUUGAUGCCUUUACGUGGAACCAAUGCGACGACAUGCUGGACCGCCUUAUCCAAAACGUGACCAUGGCUUCUAGCCCGAAAAUCUCCAUUUGCCUGCUGCAAUUCAUCACACGACUGGGUUAUUAUUUCACCAUUAAUCGCAGUGACGUCGAAGCUGCACUGUCCGCAGAUCUUAGUCAACCCGACAAGUUGGCUGCUUGUCGGGAAGAAUGUCUUGCUCUGAACGCUAGCACUAGCUAUCGUUGGGCUAAGGCCAUCCUCCAAAUGCUCGUCCUGGAAUCGGAUAAGCUGCUUCAAGGAGUCGAAGUAUGUACGGAACUACUGCAGCAAAUGUUGAGAUGUUAUCUGGUGUGCAUUUUGCCUAUUCCUCUGCAAGCUUUGCAGCCCCAUCUGCCAGAAUUUUAUGGAAAGUUUGUGGCUGUGCUUAUGGAAUGCCUGGUGACCCAUAAGCAUGCACCAUCCGUUCUUAAGCUUGUUCAGCGCUUCACGGAAAUCUUUAGCUUUCAACUGGAAAACCAAUCGAUCCAAAAGAUAACUGCAAGUUUAGUAGAAUUCACAGAGGCUCUGACAAUUAUACAGCGGAAGAUUUCUGAAUAAAUUGCGGGACUUUA
Messenger RNA from Drosophila ficusphila, 1404 nucleotides. RefSeq lists its product as uncharacterized. The coding region runs from base 62 to 1390 and encodes 442 amino acids. Lineage: Eukaryota; Metazoa; Arthropoda; Insecta; Diptera; Drosophilidae. The transcript has 6 exons. The record is from RefSeq and is a predicted model, not a curated record.